Molecule: messenger RNA, 1998 nt
Organism: Corylus avellana
Lineage: Eukaryota; Viridiplantae; Streptophyta; Magnoliopsida; Fagales; Betulaceae
Product: hydroquinone glucosyltransferase
Molecular function (GO): UDP-glycosyltransferase activity
Source: RefSeq, a predicted model, not a curated record
GGGCCUACACGCGGUUGGUGGAUUUUGAUUGAGCUUUGUUUAUGUUUGCCCGAUUCAAAGAAUCCUGGCAUGGUGCUUUUACAAGGAAAAUCUGAAAACAUAAGAUUGAAAAGUACAGAGAUUUACAGACAAAAGCUACGGAGUAUUGUUGAACAGCGGCGGACGAUCUCACCGACCUCAGAAAUCCGCCGGAGCUGCAAGAGAAACCCAGAUGCUCGCUCUUUCACCUCGCCGGAACCUACGGAUCUGCUGCCUCUUUUUACGUGACGUGAUGGAGGUUGCCGUUGAUUACCGCUCCGAACAAGAACGCGCCCCCACGAGCUGACAGAGAUUGCCAAAGCUUGUGAUUGGCUCUGGAGGUUUAACCUUCAAAGGACAAAUAAUUUCUUGGGGUUAUGUCCGCAAACUUUACCCAACUCGUAUAAAGGUGACGUUUUGCAUAGUAUUCUAAGAAUCUAGUCGAGCAAAACCCUGAAAACUCCAUGGAACACAAACCCCACAUAGCAAUGCUCCCAAGUCCAGGGAUGGGUCACCUUAUCCCUCUUGUAGAGCUAGCGAAGACACUUGCUUUUCGCCAUGGCUACCAUGUCACAUGCAUCAUUCCCACAUCUGGGUCUCCAUCAAAAGCCAUGAAAGGAGUCCUCCAAGCCCUCCCCACAACCAUAGACCACAUCUUUCUUCCUCCGGUGAACUUGAACGACCUCCCGGCCGGUGGGCAGCCCGGAAUCCAAGUUUUCCUCACCAUGACUCGCUCUCUGCCGUCCAUCCAUGAUGUGUUGAAGUCCUUGGUCGAAACUUCUCGGUUAACCGCCAUCAUCCUUGAUCACACUGCAACCGACGCACUAGAUGUUGCCAAGGAGCUAAAUCUCUCGCCGUACAUUUUCUUCACGUCGAGUGCUUUGGCGCUGUCGUUGCUCUUGCAUUUGCCGGAGCUGGACGAGACAGUUUCAUGCGAGUAUAGAGACCUGCCGGAACCUUUGAAACUUCCGGGGUGCGUAGCUAUCGACGGUGGGGAUCUUAUGGACCAUGUUCAAGACCGGAAAAGUGAAUUGUACAAAUUGUUUCUUUGCCACACAAAACGGCUCCGGUUAGCUGAGGGGAUUAUGGUUAACACGUUCAUGGAGUUGCAGGGAAGAGCCAUCAAAGGUUUGGAAGAGGAAGAAGGUGGAAACCCCACAAUUUAUCCAAUUGGACCAAUCAUUCAAACAGCUUCAAGUACUAAGCAGGUUGACGGGCUGCAAUGUUUAAGUUGGUUGGACGACCAGCCGAGUGGCUCCGUCCUAUUUGUGUGUUUUGGGAGUGGCGGAACCCUAUCCCACUCUCAGCUCAAUGAGCUAGCCUUGGGAUUGGAAUUGAGUGGGCAAAAGUUCUUAUUGGUGGCAAGAAGCCCAAACAAUGAAUUGGCUAAUGCAGCAUACCUCAGUGACCAAAGCCAUGACAACCCUCUAGCUUUUUUGCCAGAAGGUUUUGAAGACAGGACCAAAGGGCAAGGCCUAGUGGUGCCGUCGUGGGCGCCGCAGGCUGAAGUCCUCAGCCACGGCUCUACUGGCGGGUUCUUAACGCACUGCGGCUGGAAUUCAAUCCUGGAAAGCAUCGUGCACGGCGUACCUUUGAUUGCAUGGCCGCUUUACUCAGAGCAAAGAAUGAAUGCAGUGUUGCUGGUUGAGGAUCUGAAAGUGGCUUUAAGACCAAAAGCUAACAAGAAAGGGCUAGUGAGCAGAGAAGAAAUUGCAAAAGUUGUGAAGGGUUUGAUGGUGGGAGAAGAGGGGAAAAGAGUUGGCAGCCGGGUGAAAGGCCUGAAGAUGGCUGCUGAGAAAGCAUCAAGUGCAGAAGGUUCUUCUACAAAGGCAAUCUCUGAAUUAGCAUUCAAGCUGCAGGCUUCUAAAACAGGACAAUCUUAAUUUUCUUGUUUUUUCAUGUAUUGAAGACCUCAUUACUACUUAUAUUCUAUAUGAACAAAAAAAAUAGUGAUGUUCCGGGAUCCAAAUUCCCUGCCAU